Messenger RNA from Haemonchus placei, 486 nucleotides. NCBI's taxonomy places the organism in Eukaryota, Metazoa, Nematoda, Chromadorea, Rhabditida, Trichostrongylidae. The record is from the annotation of a GenBank genome assembly.
CACCGAAACAGGACCCGACGGUUGCAGUGCUCUCUGAUUUUUCUGACUGGGACGAAUCGCCCAUCAAGCAGGUUCCGUCCAUCAAGCAAGGCCAUGCCACCAUCCAACCCUGGUGAAAAGUAUUCCGCUGGAAAGGAGAAUUCCGAACUGGACGACUCCUUUGAUGAUCCCGUUACACUCAAUUCUCCUAAAAAUCACACAAUCGAAAUAUCCUCGGGUAAUGUUUCGCCCAAAAAGAGGUCAACUGUUCUACGGAUAGAUGAAGCCGAGCAAGUAAAUGCCAGUUCUGCUGAAGAGCACGUUAAUGAUAGCGGAAUUGAAGGAUUCCCUUCGCUCAACAAUUUGAAUAGCGAAGUCCUUCUAACAGUUCGCGAAGUUAAAAAUGAGGAGGGAUUAGUGGAUUUGGUGUGUGUGACGGAGGAUGGCAAGGAAUCAAUCGUGUACCUUCAGGUAAAUUGCUGGGCUGAUGCUCCAUGUCGCCCUUGA